This is a messenger RNA of Penicillium egyptiacum, 681 nucleotides long. The record is from the annotation of a GenBank genome assembly. Lineage: Eukaryota; Fungi; Ascomycota; Eurotiomycetes; Eurotiales; Aspergillaceae.
AUGCAGGCAACUCUUGGCCACAGCCAGGCCUGCUGCAACAUCUCACCUGUUGUCUCGGAGGGCUAUGUCCCCAAAGGCUUGUAUAAGGAGCUUGGUGGAAAGAAAAGCUAUGUGACCGGCCCAGAAGAAGCUACCAGAGGAAUUGUUGCUGUUUUCGACAUCUUCGGCUACUUCGAUCAGACUCUUCAAGGCGCCGAUAUCCUGGCAGCUAGUGAUCACCACCAGAAAUACAAGGUCUUCAUGCCUGACUGGUUCAACGGUAGCCCAUGCCCUGCUGAAUGGGACACCCCUAACACCGAAGAAAAGCAGAAGGACUUCGGUGAGUGGUUCGGUAAGAAGAUGCCACAAGGUCCUGCGGCUGCUUUCCCUGCUUAUAUUGCCGCCCUUAAGGCUGCGAAUCCAUCUAUUACCUCCUUGCGACUCACCGGGUACUGCUGGGGAGGUAAAGUCGCUGAAAUUGUGACGUCUGGAGAGGACAACCCAUUCAAGACUGCUGCCGCCUGCCACCCGGCCAUGGUCGACCCAUCUGGGGCGGAGAAGAUCCCAGUGCCGUACAUCUUACUGGCGUCGGGGGAAGAUCCAGCUGAAGAUGUCAAGCAAUUUGAAAACAAGUUGAAAGUGCCUCAUCAUGUGGAGACUUUUGGGGAUCAAGUCCAUGGCUCAAUGACUGCCCGUUGCUGA